This is a messenger RNA of Planococcus citri (citrus mealybug), 14247 nucleotides long. RefSeq names its product histone lysine acetyltransferase CREBBP-like. The record is from RefSeq and is a predicted model, not a curated record. Gene Ontology annotation, molecular function: histone acetyltransferase activity; chromatin DNA binding; transcription coactivator activity. Lineage: Eukaryota; Metazoa; Arthropoda; Insecta; Hemiptera; Pseudococcidae. The coding region runs from base 13183 to 13947 and encodes 254 amino acids. Gene Ontology annotation, cellular component: transcription regulator complex; histone acetyltransferase complex. Gene Ontology annotation, biological process: positive regulation of transcription by RNA polymerase II. The transcript has 10 exons.
UUAAUUUGGGAAUUAUUUGCUUGGUUUAGGUUAACCUCGUCACAUGUGUGAUAAGAUAAUUCAAUCGUCGUGGUAGGAGGCAGUUGUUGGUUGUGGUUGAAGAGGCGACGAAAUGUUUUAGCCACUGUAAACCCUUUCCGCGUGUCUAAUAGAUAAUGUUGCUGGCAGAGUUUCAACGAUACAUCUGGUGCUUUUAAAAUGGAAUAUUCGUAGUGAGCAGAGCAGCACCACACACAUAUGUUGGGCAUGAAGUCGUUCGAACUGUUCCUCGACUAGAAUGGAUUAUUUUACGAAGCCUGAAUUCGAACUGGAGAUAGAUGAUGUGAUAGUAAAGUAAUGGUCAGUCGCGAAAAUGAACCCAAAGAAGAGCAAAACGAUGUCGAUAUCAAAAAACGAAAUUGUAUAUUGCCAAUCAACAACUGCUGCUGUUGCUGCUACAGGCUACUGCUUCCAUCUCAUCAAUUCUGACGCAGUUCACUACAGUACACUAAUGAGCGAUGUUGAAUCAAUACGUUGACACUUGUCUGCUGCUAACUAGUCUGGCGCCAGUAUCCAAUCCAUAUGACUCGAAUUGACCAUUGGUGAUGUCCCAGUACAAGGGGAGAGGCCAAGAAUGUUGAAUAGGCCAGUCCAGCCACCAUGUCCACUGCUCACUGCUAGCAAUACGAGUAUUGUUCCAGCUACCAGCAACUAGCCAGUUAGAAAAAUCGGUGCUAUCAUUACAAGUACUUGUAAUUGAUCAUUGAUGAUACCCCUGCACAGGCAGAUGUCAAGAACAUUGAUUUGGCCAGUCCACUUCUGUAUGUGCUGCAAGCUAUACAAGUUUUUCUCGAGCUACUGCCAACCUGCCAAUUAAAAAGAUCAGUCCUGUUAAUUUCAACAUCAAUACAAGAUGAAGCUGCCAUCAAAAUGGAGCCACAGAUGAAACAACAGUACAUAUUACCCACGAAUCGUUGAUUUGGCCAGUGCAGCUAUCAUAUCCAUUGCUGAAGCUACCAGCGACCAGCGUGUCAAAAAAGUAUGUCACUAAGAUGAAGCUGCCACUAAAAUGGAGUCUCAGAUGAAACGACAGAAUUACGUAUCCAGCCGAAUAUAAGUUUGUGAUCAAUUCAACUAAACAUAUUAUUAACGUAAGUCAAUUCAACCAAAUAUAAAUCAUUAUUGUGAGUAAAGUACAUAGUGUAAUCAUAGAUAUAGUAAUAUAAGUAGUAAGUAGUUGAAGAUCACCAGAAAAAGAAUUCUGCCAAUAGAGACUAGGUUUCAAAAUGUUGAUAGUUGAAAAAUCUGAAGGUUUGAAAUUACAAGCAGUUUGUAACCAAAUACCCCAACACUCUGUCCAAGUUAAAUGGUAAUUUUCUAGGUUUUCCAUAAUACUCGGAUCAUGAGAUAAUCGAAAAGGGCCGUCUCUAGCUUCCACCAUUAUAUCAAGUUAUUUUUUAAAAUGAGUUAUUGAUUUACAUUCAACCACAUAUUUACCCAUAUAAACUGAAAUUUUGAUCACACUGACAGUAUGAGUGACCUCAAACAGGGAAAAUCUGUUUGAUUUCUUUAUUCAAAUGUUGAGUGUUAGCAAAGCAAGACAAGCAUUUGGACACUGUUAAAUUUUCAUUUUUUCCACCACACAAAUCACUGAGUAAAGUAAUGAGUGUGAUUUAUUAGCAUGACAGAAACAGGCAUUUUCACAACAAAAAUAGGGCAUUUUAAUGACAAAAAAUGAUAUUGCAUGGGAAACGAAUCAUUUCAUAAUAAAAUACUCCUUGAUGAAACGAAAAUCAAAAUAAAUGAUAAUUUACCUUCAGAUUAGAUUCCCUAUACUAAAAUUCAUAUUGUUAGCGGUACCAUUAUCGACAUUAUUUUUCUUCUACUGCCGCUGCAUUCUGCGGAGUUUUGUCACUUUUCUCUUCAAUCAAUAUUCUGUUGUCUUUGAGCGUUUUUUUGAAGUAAUCAAAGUGGUAUAACAGUUUACGGUGAGGGUAAACUUUUCCAUCUGUUCCAUUUUGUUUAUAUGGCACAUACUUAGUAGGUGCAUUCUCCUUCAGUGGAGAAAAGGGAAACUAUUUCUUUUGCCAAAAAUAUAAAAUGAAUUUUCAAGAUUCUACUAAAUAAGAAUAAUUAUUAACAUGAGUAAUGAAAAAUUAGAACAGAAUAACUUCAAAUUUGUAUUUCCUUCCUAAAAGCUUUGAAGAUUUCAAAUUCCUGACUAAUUAUCAAAUGUAUCAGGUUCUUCUGAGCAAUAUCCUCCAACAUCUUAUGAUGACUAUAGCCGCAACGAAUUAUUUUCCCAUGCUUGGUGGUGUGUACAUUUUAUUUCUUUUAUGUCGCGCUGUUUUCCAUACAUGGGAUUUGGUCGCCCUCCAAUUCUGAGUAGCAUUUUAAUCUAAAAAAUAAUAAUUAAUAUGAAUAUGAUAUAACCCAAAAUCAAAUAACACAUAAUGCACAUAAAAUAUAAAAAAUUGAAAGACACACAAAUACCCUAUAACUAGAACAAAUUUGCAGCUUAGUUACAAGAUAACAUGAUAAAACCAAAUAACAAACUGUAAGUACAUAAAAAAUAUAAAGAUUGAAAGACAGAGAAAGAACCUAAAACUAUAACAUUAUAAGGUAAUCAUAACAAGAGUAGAUAAACAUAGUAAACAAAAUUCAUUUCAAGGAACAGGGAAACAUCUCUGUGACUUACACUAUAAAUUGAUUUGCUUGCAGAUUUUAGAAACAUCUGUGAUAUAGUCAUUUUAUAUCAGAUCCUUCUUGGAAUAUUUUUUUCUUUAACUCUGAUUAAAGUGUCUACUUAAGUACUUAUCCAGUUGGUAUCUGUUUUCUAAUAAUGUUUUAAUAUCCGCAUAUUUAUAAAUCUUCUUUACAUCUUUGAGAUGUUUAAAUAGGUGGUAUGGCAGGUAUGUGAACAUGUACAUGUCUGUAUGAUUCCAAUUUUUUUAGACUUGCUGCCAACUUAAAUUGUCAAAAAUAAAUUUUUUUCUUACCAAAGAAAGUUUUAAUUUUGCAGGUUGAUAAUUGAAAACUUUUGCAAAUGAUUUACAGAUCCGACAUUUCAGGCAACAACACCACCGGCACACUCGAGUAACAUAGGGGGCGACACCAUUUUUUUGGAAAAUGAUUUUAAUUUUGUAAUUUUUCGAUAAAAGCAGACACAACUAAGUACACGCAAACAAUAACUAUAAUAUUGAGUAAUAUAUGUUCGCACCAUCACAUACAUGGAAUUUGUAUAGAUAGAUACUUUUUUUCCAUUUGGGUUAUAAAACUUUACCACAAUAACAGAUAAUAUUGUAUUGAUUAUCUCACACUGUAUGGGAAAAAAAAACAUUUCCUUUUUUUUGUGAUAAAACAAAGGGAGUGUUAUGUUCUCAAAAUAAAUUGGUCUAAAAUGAGUUAAGCUCUUUAUUAGAAUUAUUUAUAAUUAUUAAAUUUUACCUUAAUUAAUUUAUAUUGGACAUAUUACACUAGCGAUACAACAAAUUAAUUAAAUAAAAUUCAAAUUGAUUUAAAGAAAUUUACGUGAAUAAAAAUACAAAAUCCGCACAACACCAAAUAAAAAAUUCAGAGGGAAAUUACAUUAAAUUAAAUUAGAAAUUCACAAAAUUACGUAAAAUUACGUGAAUGAAAUUCAGAAUUAGCGCCGAAAAUUAUUAUAGAAAAAUUCUCACUUGUAAAUAUAAUAAAAGAAUUAAUAUUGAAUUUAAAAAAAUUAGAAACUUAGAAAAAUGAGAGAAAUUCGGAAGAGAUGUUAAGUUUCACCACCACUAUACAUAUAACUGUAUGUACGAAAAUGAAUAAGCUCGGAGAGCUUUUCUUAAAACAACUAUUUAUGGACAAAGGUUACAUGAGAACUGUCAUCGGACAAUUUCUCUAGUUAUGAUUUUAAGUGAAGGCUCUCUUCACUCUUCAAUUAUAGAUGGUGACAUUAUCUUCCUCUUUCCCCGGAUCAUAAUUUAAAAAUGCAUCCGAAGGGUAAACAGAGAAGAAAAAGACAGAGGUGAAAGGAGAGAAGAAAAAGGCAGAAGAGAGAAGAAAAGGUUAAAUCAAAACAGCAUUUUAUUGCCUAUAAAAUAGACUUGAUUUAACUUGAAAAGAAGGAAAAAUCUAACGUAUAGGAAAAACAGUGGUUAAUAUGAAGAUUGACAGGGAGAUAAAGAUAUGGGAUAUGCUUGUCAUAUCUAUAUUUAUAACAAGAGUCAAGAAGGGGAUAAUACGCUGUACCAAUCAAUAAAAUUGCGCUAAAUGCAAUGUAUAUGCAACUUAAUCAACUUACAUAGUUGGUAGUUGCUGGCAACUUAACACCUCCCCCCUAGGGAAAAUUUUUUUAUGGAAAUAAAAAUUUUUGAAAAUGUAAAAAUUUUCAAAAUUUAACAAAAAUUUACACUAAAUUUGAUAAAUUUUCUAAAAAGGUUUGUAAAAUUUCCUAAGAAAAUAAAAGUUUUGAGAAGAAAGAAAGUUAAAGAUUAUGACUAUAUAGUAGAUAUAAAUACCUAAUAAUAAUAGAUGAAAUUUUGUCUAAUAAUAGUUAUUGUCUUCAGCAUAAUAAUAUAGUAAAGAUGUAUGCAUAAAAUUAUAAAAUAGUUAGAUAAUAAUUUUAAGAGACUAGAAAUGAGACUAGAAAUGAUUUAAGAGAUUAGAACAAGUUCUUCCAUGCAAUCCUCGCCCGCCUGGACAGUGCGGAUUGUUGCAUAACCUAUCAGGGAUCGAAUCGCAGCUUCCUCCUGCUGGAUAACAAAUUACAGAUGGGCUCGGCUGGGGCGUGUUUAACGUGCUUUCCGGAAUCAUUAAACCUAGCUCGUCUAAAACAUCUUGUAUAUUAAUUGGGCUGCCUGGGUGUCCCUGCAUGGACACCGACAAGAACUCUGAAGAAACGGAACUUGCCAGGGACGUCACCCUGUGGUGCACCGUGACUGUUGGAACAGCACUAGGAGUGUGAGAAUGUUUUUUUUCCUUUCUAAAAUUAUGAGAAAUCAGUCUUUCGUCAAAAACUACUCACUCACUCACUCACUCACUCACUCACUCAAUCACUCACUCAAAUUCAUAAUCAAAAUGAGAAUCAUUUGAGGGAAAAAACACCUAUACUCAUUCACUCACAGAUCAAUUGCUGUAAAAAAUGUUUCAAAAUACCUAAGUACUUUUUUUUUUGAGCAAUAAUAUCAAACACAGAUUGAUUCGAAGUAAAAAUAUGCAACAGCAUACACUCGUAACAACCAACAACAUGCAGCAGCUGACACGAUUCCACGUAGGUACUUACCAAAAAAAGAAAUACGUGAAACAAAAUUUCUCUGUACCAAACCCCCUGCCCCUGGCACCCUGCACCAAUGAUGAGGAAAAUACACUCAUAACAACCAACAACAACAACGACGACAAAUUUAAAAAUCUUUACCUACUUUAAAAAUAUAUAUCUGAGAUUAUUUCAACGAGAGAAUUAUUCACUUAUCAUUCACAUAGCCGUGGAGCGGAGGCCACGACCUACAAAAUACACUCGCCACCACUGCUACAAACAACAACAACAACAACAACAAUAUACGACUGAUAAAAAAUAUUGUGAAAAAAUAUCUUUCAAAUUAUGACGAUUCGAAGUACAAAAAAAUAUGCAAAUUUUGAGGUACCAACAUGCUACAAAAAUUCCCAUUCAUUCGACGCUUUAAAAAAAAUAUCCAAGAGUAUUUCAAUGAGAGAGAAUUAUUAUUCUUAUCAUACACACAGGCCCGAGCCUACCUACUUACGAUUCCAUUCGAUUCGCUUGUGAAAAAAACCUACCUACCUACCUACAUUUGUCUAAUUUGUCAAAAUGUAUCAACCAUUAAUUGUUUUGUAAAUGAUUCGAUUUGUGAUGAGUGAGUAAGGAGGGGGGGGGGCUACUUCAACUAAUGAUAAUGUCAAACACAUAAAUAUAGGUACUUUAAACAAUUGUUAAUUUUAUAAUGAACUACUACUAUUUUUUUUUAAAAAAACACAAAACAUAAAAUUACAUUUAGUAUUAGACUUACAAAUGGGUACAAGUUCUAGUACUAGCAUUAUUACUGCUGUACACUUUUGAUAAAUGAUAACAUUGCGUGGCUAAAUAUGUACAAAAAAUAAGACUUGAUCUUACCCAUAGGGGUAGACAGUCAACUAUGAAAUUAAUCCAUUAUAAUAUCUUCUAAUUUAUAUGGUACCCUGAGCAAAUGUCUUGCAAUAGUUUUUCUGCAUUGUCGUAGGUAGUAUAAGGAACUGCGCCAAAAGUCAUGAUUUCCCAAAGUAAUGUACCAUAUGAACACUUACCCACUGAUAUCUUACAAGGUAAUGCAUUCCCCUUUGUGGAAUUGUAGUCCUUCUGUAAAUGUGGUAAAACUAAUUUCAGUUUUUCAAUUAGAUCAUCCAAUUUGAUAUUAAUUGAUUGAUGGGUGUAAUGGUAAAUUACUAUGUGUUUAACUGUUUAGGAGGUUCCGAAUUUUCCAAUUGAUAUUCCAUAUUUUUGACUUAGUACUCCAAGUGAGCAUUUUUUACCAUUUUUGCUAAUACUGUUGGAUAAUUUUCCAAUGUAGUUGUCAUCAACAGACAUCUGCAUGAUGACUAUUGACACAAUGCAUUUGUCAAUAUCUCAAUGACUAACAAUGACCACUCCUACAGCCAAUGUACUAAGUGAAAUAUUUUUAAAUCUUACCUUUGUCAAUUUUAUUACAAUUCAUAGAUAUUAUUACAUAGUAUUUAAACAGUGUAAUGUACACUUUGGAGGAGGGAAAUUAUCACAAGGUGGAAUUAAAAUUGAAGAAUAUAUGUCAUUAAUGUCAUUUACAUGGUAAUGUAUAUACAAACAAUCUUGCACAAAAAUCAAGACAGGCUGCAUCUAUAUAAUCUGGGUGGACUAUUGUAGAUGUUAGCCUGACUAAACACAUGUCACAUUCAAAUCUCAUAUUAUAAGAAUAAUUGUCAGUGAUAGGGUUCAAUACCUGCGCCUUAAUGUAACCAUUUGCAUUCUCUCAUCAUAACACCAGGUGUUAAGUGAAUGUUCUUGUCGCAUGUGUGUGAAACACUGUCAACAUUCACUUUUGAACUUGCUCUCAACUGGUUGCAAAGGUAAGUAGUACUCACUAAGUACUCAGUAUUCUUGAGCAUCCAUUAUGAUGGAAUCAUCAUUCAGCCAGUACUUACACUACAGAUAAUUGCAUCUUCAGAAAAUCUUUGGGUUGAAUGAGCGAUCUCUCUCCAUUGAAUACAGCCAUAAUAUCUUUGAUAGAUAUUUCUGGUAACAAAUUUACAAUGAUACUUUCCUCCUCUGUGAUGUAUCCAUAACUUAAAAUUUUUAAGGAGGUUUCAUCGGAAUCAUCAAAUUUUUAUUUAUUUCAGAUGAUUUAUUUGAACAAAUUAAAAAGUAAUUAAUUAUCCUUACAAAAAUAUAAAUCAUUUAUAAUCAAAUUAUAAAAAUCAAAUAAAAUAAUAAUGAAAGUACUCCCAUAGUUGCAUGAAGUUAGAUUGUACCUAACUACAAUCUUGUUCAAUGAAUACCCAAGGUCGAUCAAUGCUCUACACACUUAGUAUUCUCUUAUCUAUGAGGACAUCGGUGUUCUAUCUAGUCCGUUUUUGAUAAAUUCACACUGUGUAAACAUUUGUGUUCUUGGACAAUUUUUUUGAAAAUUUUGUUGAAAUUUUCGUUGAAGGUUGCCAAGGGGGUGAAGUAUAGAAAAUUUUGAUAAAAUUUACAUUUUUGUUGAAGGUCGCCAACAGGUUGAAAAGUAAGGGUAUAACCUGUUAUGAGUGGUAUUUAUGGGUUAAUAAGGUGCCAUACAUAAUGGGCGAGGGGGACUACCAUUCACUGAACUCGAGUUAUGGACAUAGGUACUAGGUUAAACAAUCUACCCACAAAGGCCGCGAAUUGGUAUAUUCAAUCCAUAACUAAACGUUUAUUUUAAAAAAAUACUUCCUAUAUUUAUUUUUUAAUUUGAUAUUGGAAAAACAAUAAUAACACAACUUUGAUAAUGUAGAUUUCCAAUGUGAUUUUUAAAAGCAGAAAUGAAUGACUGACAAUAAUUGACCUUCUUUUAGGAGUUAAUAUCAAAAAGUAGACAAACAAAAUAAUAUGAGCCCACAAUUUAAGUAACCACUGAUUUUGUGUAAUCAAUUUUUACAUUUUUGGGAUGAUAUAAACAAGUCUUUCUGUCAAGUGCAUCAAAAUAUUUUUUUGAAAUUCCAGGCAGUAAGUUCAUUGACCUACAAUAUUAUCUUCUUAAAGUUGAUAGAGCAGGUACGCAUUUACCAAAAGCUUUUCUCAAGAAUAGAUACACCUAUAUUCUAGAAAAAUGAAUUACUUACUUUACGUUUAUAUUUAAUCAACUUGAAGAUCAUUUUUUGUUUCUAUACGGAUAGGGAUCAAAUUUACAAUUUUUCACUGUAAUAUUCUCUGACAACUUUACAAAAACACCAAUUAGAUCUUUGUUAAACUGUAAUGUACACCGACUCAGCUUAACAGAUUCUGUCAUUAUAUUACAAUCUUCUAUUAUCACUUUUUUCAAUUCAGAUAACUGUAAUAAUUCGAUCAAUGAACCCACACCAUUGCAUGUUACAUUACUUUUAACAAUUCUCAACAUCUCAAUUUCAUAAUUUUGAAUAAAUUUCUUGAACUUUUGUAAUCCAGAAUCAGCACUAGUACCAGCACUACCACCACCACUAACUUUUGAAACUUUUUUAUUUACUAAAACUUCCAAAAUAUUGAAUCCAAAAUCUUUAAAAUACUGUCCUUUAAUGUGAUACAAAUGUUUCCCCACCUCCAGAUGAAUAGAGUUGAGGGGAAAUUCCAGGCUGUAUUGUACUACUUUAACCUGAUAAAAAUAUCUACACAUUAAUAUGAAAUGUUGCCACUGUGUUGGUAGCCAUAGAGUAUUAUUCAUAGUAAAUUUAUAAAACUUAUAAAUUUUGGCAAUAAUAAACAACACAACUCUAUUAAAGAGGGCAAACAUCACUUUGUUAUCUUCAGCUGCUUCUAGGUACUCAUUUGCUAUUUCAUUCAACACUUCCAUCUGGGUCGUUGAUGGUAAUGGGAGUCUAGCUGUAGGUAAGGUUUUCUGACGCAAAUAUGUUUUUGUUGAUGGUUUUUCUCAUCAUAUUAGUCACUUUCUGUUUGAGUGAUGAAGCUGUUCUAUAAAAAUUUUGUAUUGGAUCCAAAUUGAAGUCCGAUUCAAUUAGCUCCCAUGUUUCUUCGGCGACCCUUACAAAGGUACAUAGUAUUCACUGAUUUCACAGUAUUCUUUAGCAUCCAUAUGAUGGAAUCAUCAUUCAGCCAGUACCUUAUGGAUAAUUGAGUCUUCAAAUAAUCUUUUGGUUAAAUGAGUGAUCUCUCCCCAUUAAAUACAGCUAUAAUAUCUUCGAUAGACAUUUCUGGUAACAAAUUUACAAUGAUACUUUCCUCCUCUGUGAUGUAAACACAAUUUAUGGAUUUAGAAAAAAAAGUACUGGAAAUUUUCCGACUCAUUUUUGAUUUCUGUUGGCAAAACUCUAGGUUCAUGUUCGAAAAAUGUUUGCAAAAUAUAUUUAUAAAUAUCUUCAAAAAUAUAAGAAAAUCUACAAAGUUAUGUGACAAUGCUGAGGAAAAAACCACUUACAAGUAAUAUUGGAAUAAUUAAAACUUCAGAAAGAUUAAAUACAAAAUCUACCUCGUUUAAUGUGAUACAAAUGUUUCCCCUCCACCAGAUGAAUGGUGUCGAGGGGAAAUUCUAGGCCAUAAUGUUCUACUUUAACCUGAUGAAAAUAUCUACAUGUCAAUUAAAAAUUAACAAUUAUCUCUCUUGUGUUUAAAAUUUCCAAAUAUUUCCAAGUUCAAUUCCAGUGACAGAUUUUGGAUGGUGUACUGAUUCUGAAAAAACUAAAUAAAAAAGUUUUUCUUUUUAAAAAAUACAUUCCUUUGAAGAGUUUAUUUUUGAAACAAGAGGUAGGUACUACCUACUAUGUACAAACAUUUUUACCUUUUGUUUUUUUUACAUCCCCUACAUCUAGAAACUCCUCCCCAAUUUGUUUUUUUUCAACUCCAAGAUAAUUAAUGAAAUAUUAAUUCAGUUCAUUUUAAUUCACUUUCACUGUUAUUUUCACAAAAAAUUAUCAAAAAAAUUGAUACCUAUUUCUUUUCUACUAGGUACUAAAUAAACAUAAAAACAUUUUUCCUUUUUGUUUUUUGCAUCCUCUACAGCUAGAAGCUCCCCAAUUCCUUUUUGGUUUGACUCAUUGCCAUUGCUCUAUAAAUAAUUGAUGAAAAAAUUGAUUCAGUAUAUUUUUUCACUUACAACUUAUCAUUGGAAUGUUUUCUUUUUUUAAAAAAAACGACUAAAUGAUUAAAAAUGAGCUUACUUACCAAACUUCAGGUGUUUAGUGAACAUUCUCGUCGCAUGUGUGUGAAAAACUGGCAUCUGGCAACGUACACUUUUGAACUUGUUCUCCACUGGUUGCAAAGGUACAUAGUACUUGCUGAUUACACAGUAUUCUUGAGCAUCCAUUAUGAUGGAAUCAUCAUUCAGCCAGUACCUUAUGGGGUUAUAAAAUCUUUAACACAAUUAUUAAAAUCAAAAAAAGAAUUGAUAUGAAUAGACAAACUGAAACUUGAUAAUAAUACAUAUUAGUGCAGAUGUAGCCAGCCAGAGAUCUGGCGGGUAGCCAUAGCUGACUUUCCUCAUAAGAAGGUCCAUAUUUUAUAAUAUUCAUUUUGAUAUCAACAUAAUUUUGAUAUGUAAAUGGAAAAUAUGAUUUAAACUUUGGGAUGUACAGCAAUGUGAUUCACAUUGACCAUCCCUGCUUUGAAACAGAUUUUGAUGGUCUCUGUCAAAUCUUUCUAAAACAUAGAUCAAAAAUGAAAAAAUUUACAAAAUGUGACCCGAAAAUGGUCAAAUGAAACCAAAUUUGAAAACUAAUAAGUGAACCAACAGAAACAUUUCAUUUUAAUUAGUGAAAAUAUUCACAAAAUCAAAAGUUUACAUAAGCAAGUUCAGUAAACUCAAAAUAGAGUCAAUACGCCGCUGAGAACGUUUCAACUUUACUCAUACAGUAUUUAAAAGCAAAUGAAUGCUUUAGAUUACCUAACAAAGAAGCUGAAAAAAACAAACCAAAAGCGGGUCUAAAAAUGAUCAAAAUAAUAGCUAAAUAUUACAUAUUCAUUAAAUGUCUCUCUUAUAAAGACACAGCCAUAUAUUCGUAGCAAACAUGAAAAUGAUUUUAAAACUAAAUUUUAAUUUUCUAACUUGACAAAAUGAAACAAAACAAAACAAUAUUGUUAAAAAGAAUAUACUGAAUGAAAAUUUUUUAGAUAGAAAAAUGAUAAUUUUUUUUGCUCACAUGCAUUAAACAGUAGUGGUAAUUAAAGUACCAACAACUAGUCGAGGAACAGGGGCUAUUGAAGCCCAAAGCAUAUUCCACAUACAUCAGUGUGGUUGGCUCUGUUGCACAUUUCUAACAUGCGGAUGCUGAGUUUGCUGAAUAGGAGCUGGAAUGCUAUUUUGUUGCUGCCCUUGGCCUUGUGAAGAUUGAGACAUUCUAUGCAACAAGUCUUUCCUGACCUCAUUAACUGUUUCUAGGCAGAAUGCAGGGUUAAAUUUGUACAGAUUUUCGACAGAAAGUUUAAAAUUAAUAAUUGAUGCAUGUAAUCUAUCCAGAAACACAAAACUGCCUGUUUUGUUGUUAGUGGCCACAUCACUUUGGGGUCAUUAUGAGUCAAAAACCCAAUUGAACCCCGCCCCCCCUCAGGUUUCAAAUAUGAAUGCCUUAGUGGAAAACUACUGGGAUCUAUUGUCCCAAAUUCUUCUAAAGGAUGAAGACUAAGAUGUGAAUUUAAAAGGGUCACACAUUCAUUAUGAUACCAUUUCAAUACAGUAACAUUUUUUUAAUUGUCAGUUUUAUAGUUAUAGGCUCCUUGCUUUCUCUUUUUUAAAACUUUAUCUGUUUGGAAAGACAAUUCCUCAACUUAUUCUCCAUUAUUUUUCCUGUUGAGAAAAUACUGUGUAUUUUUCACAAAUACUUACACCAAUUCAUUUAUUCGGGUUAAUUUGGCAGUUUUGUCUUUGUACAGUUGAAACAUUUGGGCAUUACGUCUUGUGGAUUUAUGUAAUAUGUAUUUUUGGUCAACAUGAUGCAAUCAAUACAGAAAUGAUGUGCUAUCUUCAUAAUAAAAAUAAAAAUCUGGUGAUCUUCUGUCUAUUCUAUAUGUAUGACACAUUUGGGGAAAAAUAUUUUCUGUACCUAGUUGAACUAUUAAGAUGUAAUUUUUCAAAAUAACUUUAGAAUAUUAUUGUGUGUGGAUUUACUUUCAUAUAUUUUAUGGCUUGUGUACCUAUAUAUAGUAUACUGUAUGUGAAGUUGAAAAUGUAAAACUUUGAUCAUUUCAUCAAUAAAGGAUAUACAUGUGAAACAAUAUCUUUAUUUCUAAAUUUUUAAAUUUAGCUUUUGAUACCUUUCAUCAUUUUAUAACGUUUUAGGUGGCCUUUUUCAAAGUGAAUAUUCCAACAGAGAAAAUGAUAUUACUCCACUUUUCAUGCAGGUCUCUUGUCCAUUAAAGCAUUGCCAAGUAUUGAUUUUCACCAUAUAAAAUGUGGAUUUAGCUAGGUUGGUUGCUGUCCCCUUGACUUUCUUAAUAUGGAUCUCAUCUUUGGAACUGACAUCUUUAUCAAGAAUGGUUGAAAAAUGUGUAGGUGAAAAUCUUGAGUGGUUCAAUAACCAAGAAUUUCGCUGCACCCAUUUCCUAUUUCUGAAGAGCCUAAUGAUUACAAUAUUAUGAAUCAUUUGACUCAAAUUACACGGUUUUAUAUUAAUGAAGGAGAAGAGACUACUCGAUACAUUGUGAUCAUGAAAAAUAAAGAAUAUGCGGAUUGGAGUAGUUAUGGAGUUUCAUAAUCAUGCUUAUUUAAAAGUGUUUGGUUUUAUCAACGUCCUCUCCAGAUAACUGAUUCUUAUAGUUGUACUGGUUUUAUCAACAUCCUCUACAGAUAACUGAAUCUUAUUGUGGAAAAUUGAAACCAGUUCUAAACGGAUUAUGAAGCAUGUGCGGUUAUACAAAAUAUCCCUCCGGAUUUCUAAAGGAAGUGUUUUUGUGAACUGUGAUCAGAUUUAAGAUAUUUGAGUACCAGUAUUAAGCGGCUGCAUUAGGCUCUCGUUAUUUUUACGCGUUUUUUCUCCUUUGCUGGAGUUGGAGCUUUGUAUUUUUCCUGUUUCACUAAAGAAAGUCAUCCACAUAAAAUGGAUAAAUUGGCUAUAGAUUUAGAAGAUGGUAACCACGAAGAAUUAAAGCUGUCUCUACGAAGAUUCAUUAGAGUUGUGGUGCACGAGCGGAAAUGCCGAAACACGAACUGUAAGUUGGCAAGCUGCCAACGCAUGAAGCAAAUUUUUCUACAUAACAUGCAUUGCAAGUUGAGUGCGAGAAGUUGCCCACUUUGCGAGCGGGUAAUAACGGCUUUGUACUAUCAUGGCGUUUAUUGUGAAGACACGAAAUGUGUUGUGCCUGGAUGCCUGACUGUGAAUCCGAAGGCGAAACAGUUUCGAUUGCAGCUAAAAUUACGCCAAGUCCAAAGUCGAAUACGAAUUUCGAGCGGUUCCGCAUCAGGUGUGCCAUCCAGUUCUGCAAGAGGCGUAUCGUCUCUCUUUAAUAUUUCCUCUUUCGCUAAAGAAGACCAUCCGCAUAAAAUGCUUAAAUUGGCUAUAGAUUUAGAAGACGGUAACCACGAAGAAUUGAAGCUGUCUCUACAAAGAUUCAUUAGGGUUGUGGUGCACGAGCGGAAAUGCCGUAACACGAACUGCAGGUUAGCAAGCUGCCAACGCAUGAAGCUAAUUUUUCUGCAUAACACGCGUUGCAAGUUGAGUGCGAGAAGUUGUCCACUUUGCGAGCGGGUAAUAACGGCCUUGUACUAUCAUGCCGUUUAUUGUGAAGACACAAAAUGUGUUGUGCCUGGAUGCCUGACUGUGUAUCCGAAGAUGAAACAACUUAUUACUCAUCGUCAUCAGUAACUGUAGCGGUGUCCAUUGUAAAGCCAUCUACUGUUACCAAAAAAUCCUUUGGAUUUCCUAUUCUUAAGUCGUUGACGUCGUCGUCACCUCUGCAGAGCGAAUGUCGCUCUUCUGACGUGAUUUGUUUAGUUUUUCAGAAUUAUUAAAAUGAUCCGCCUUUGUUUCUUUAUACUGUAUAGUAUAGUUUAAUUUUUAUCCUUUUUUCGAUUUUUUAUCUUCAUUAUAUAUAAGUUUUUGUAACAUUGAUAAUUGUUAGUGUGAUAAUUGUACUUUCAUUAAAUUCACAUACUCGCAUUUAAA